Oncorhynchus gorbuscha (pink salmon) is the source of this 3398-nucleotide messenger RNA. Its product is annotated as short/branched chain specific acyl-CoA dehydrogenase, mitochondrial-like. The coding region runs from base 240 to 1535 and encodes 431 amino acids. Gene Ontology annotation, molecular function: flavin adenine dinucleotide binding; acyl-CoA dehydrogenase activity. Lineage: Eukaryota; Metazoa; Chordata; Actinopteri; Salmoniformes; Salmonidae. The record is from RefSeq and is a predicted model, not a curated record. The transcript has 10 exons. Gene Ontology annotation, cellular component: mitochondrion.
AGAGUUGACUGUCAGUGAAAAGCUCCUAGUUGGAAAUACGACAGCAGAAAGAGAAAGGGUUUUGCCGAGAGAAAUAUGUUUAUUUGAUUAAAGAUACCCUGCGUAUAUAAAAUUUAAGACACGAGUAAAAGCUGAUCACGUUCUGCCAGAGUGAAAGAUGCGAAAAAUCCGUUCCACGGUCGCUGUUUCACCCGGUCAAUAGGAGAGUGAACACACUCAGAUGUCAACAAGAGAAAAACAUGGCUUCGCCCUUGAUCCGGUGCUUCUCAAAGGUUGGUAGGCAGGGGUCCCGACCAUGGAGUGUGUGCCAACAGGGGCUGCGAAACAGAUCCACCCGACCAGACAUGUCUGCAGAGCAGGCUGCUGCUCCGGGGGUCUCCUACCCUCCACUACAGACAUAUUCUGAGGAGGAGGGGAUGAUGAGGGAUGCUGUGAACAAGUUUGCACAGGAGCGUCUUGCCCCGUUUGUGUCGAAGAUGGACGAAAACUCUCUCAUGGACCCGGAAGUGAUAAAGUCACUCUUUGAACAGGGGCUGAUGGGCAUAGAGAUCGACCCGGAGUACGGAGGCACCGGUUCCACGUUCUUCUCCUCCAUCCUGGUCAUUGAGGAGCUGGCCAAAGUGGACGCCUCUGUGGCCGUGCUGUGUGACAUCCAGAACACCCUCAUCAACACGCUGUUCACCAAGCUGGGGACCGCAGCCCAGAAAGAGCGUUAUCUCAGCCGGCUGUCAACAGACAUGGUUGGUAGUUUCUGCCUGUCAGAAGCAGAGUCGGGGAGCGAUGCCUUCUCUCUGAAGACGCGUGCUGACAAACACGGAGACUAUUACGCCAUCAACGGCUCCAAGAUGUGGAUCAGCAACGCAGAGCAGGCCGGGGUGUUUCUGGUGAUGGCCAACGUGGACCCGUCUGCUGGUCACAGAGGUAUCACCUGCUUCAUCGUGGACAGAGACACAGAGGGGCUUCAGAUCGGCAAGAAGGAGAACAAACUGGGUCUGAGAGCUUCUUCAACCUGUCCUCUCAACCUGGAUAAUAUCAAGGUUCCUGAGAAGAACGUCUUGGGUCAGAUCGGCCACGGAUACAGGUACGCCAUCGGCAUGCUGAACGAGGGCAGGAUUGGGAUCGCCGCUCAGAUGCUGGGGCUGGCUCAGGGUUGCUUCGACCAGGCCGUUCCCUACACCAGACAGAGGGUUCAGUUUGGCAAACGCAUCUUCGACUUCCAGGCCAUGCAGCACCAGAUCGCCCAUGUAGCCACCCAGAUAGAGGCUGCCAGGCUGCUUACCUACAACGCUGCCCGGCUGAAGGAGGCAGGACGACCUUUCAUCAAGGAGGCCUGCAUGGCCAAGUACUUCACCUCAGAGGUGGCAACGUUGACCACUUCAAAAUGCAUCGAGUGGAUGGGAGGGGUAGGCUUCACCAAAGACUACCCUGUUGAGAAGUACUACAGAGAUUGUAAAAUAGGUACCAUUUAUGAGGGCACAACCAACAUCCAGCUGUCCACCAUGGCCAAGUUUAUAGACAAGGAGUAUGAUCACUGACCUCCUGACCUGGUCUGAUCGUAUCCUCAUCGUGUAGACUGACCUCCUGACCUGAUCUCCUGACCUGGUCUGGCUGUUUCCUCAUCGUGUAGACUGACCUCCAGACCUGAUCUCCUGACCUGGUCUGGCUGUUUCCUCAUCGUGUAGACUGACCUCCUGACCUGGUCUGAUCGUAUCCUCAUCGUGUAGCCUGACCUCCUGACCUGAUCUCCUGACCUGGUCUGGCUGUUUCCUCAUCGUGUAGACUGACCUCCUGACCUGAUCUCCUGCCCUGGUCUGGCUGUUUCCUCAUCGUGUAGAUUGACCUCCUGACCUGAUCUCCUGCCCUGGUCUGGCUGUCUCCUCAUCGUGUAGACUGAUCUCAUGCCCUGGUCUGGCUGUCUCCUCAUCGUGUAGACUGAUCUCCUGACCUGGUCUGGCUGUCUCCUCAUCGUGUAGACUGAUCUCCUGACCUGACCUCCUGCCCUGGUCUCCUGACCUGAUCUCCUGACCGUAUCCUCAGCAUGUAGACUGACCUGACCUCCUGACCCGACCUCCUGACCUGAUCUCCUGACCUCCUGACCUGACCUCCUGACCGUCAUACACUCCUCUUUGUGACCAACUGGAUUUGAUCUGUCGUUGUUGAACUGUUGUGGGAUUUAGGGCUCUAUUCAAUCUGAAUGGUUGGAAGUUCAGCAUUUUACAGCAUGAUAUGAACAUUUUAAAGGCUUAGUGGAGACCGUAGACAACCUGUACCACUUCAGCCACCCAGACUGAAUAGAGCCCUUAGUGUCAGACAUUACUGUAGAGGUCAAUGGUGAACCACUGCUGACUAUAUAGUACUAGAGGAUGCUCCAUUAUCAUGUUCACUUCGUCACUGUAUCUGAUGCUUUCCACUAUGGAUGGAUUAAUGGUUACUGGUUCCAGACCUGGAGAUAGAUAGUGUAACGUAGCUCUGGUGUGUUGGUACAACUGUUUCCAGACCUGUGUAAAGUAGCUCUGGUGUUUUCAACUGUUUCCAGACCGGUUGAUAGAUAGUGUAACCUAUCUCUGGUGUGUUGGUAUUGUUCAGUGUCUUCAACUGUUUCCAGACCUGUAGAUAGAUAUGUUAGUUACACUAUCUCUGGUGUGUUGGUACAACUGUUUCCAGACCUGUUGAUAGAUAGUGUAAAGUAGCUCUGGGGUUUUCAACUGGUUCCAGACCUGUUGAUAGAUAGUGUAACAUAUCUCUGGUGUGUUGGUAUUGUUGUGUAUUCAACUGUUUCCAGACCUGUGUAAAGUAGCUCUGGGGUUUUCAACUGGUUCCAGACCUGUUGAUAGAUAGUGUAAAGUAGCUCUGGUGUUUUCAACUGGUUCCAGACCUGUAGAUAGAUAUGUUAGUUACACUAUCUCUGGUGUUUUGGUAUUGUUCAGUGUAUUCAACUGUUUUCCCCUUACUUCCAGAAUGUUCCACCUCAGUACCUUGUUCUUUUUUUUACAAACGAAUAAGAAUAAGAAUACAUUACAUUACAUUUAAGUCAUUUAGCAGACGCUCUUAUCCAAUUCAAUGAUUAUUUACUCAUCUGAUUUUAAAUAGUCUCAAAUCAAGUGCCUUUUAUCCCAGCAUAGUUUGUUGUUUAUUUUGUAACGCCAUAAGAUAUAAUAAGAUAUAAUAUAAUCCCUCUGUUUUAGAUGUCGUCUGUUGGGUGGUUUUGGCUCUACUGUUGUCACGGUAACCAUGUUUACUUCGGUGGACUAGAUCCAUCCGGUCUUUCAGCGCCUUUACUUUGUUUUAAAGAUAUAUCUGGGGAAUUAGUUUCACACAACCGGAAGAGAUUGUCAACGUUUUUUACUAUUCAUCAACUUCUUUGACCAUACUAAUAAAUAUUGAAUAAGUGUUUUUAA